UCCAAACUUCCUUUGUUGUCACGUGACAACCUUGCGGUCCUUCCGAAGAGACUGUAUCGUUUUGCCCCGAGGAGAGAAUGUUGACAUUUUGUGUUGAACUUUUCCGGCUCAAGUAUCCAUUAACAAUCGAAGUCCUUCAUCUGAGACUGUUUGUCCACACUGGCGAGGAGAUGUAGCGUUCGACAGGGCGGAAUAUUGGCAGCUCCAGUGGGAAACAAAGAUGUCUUCAACACGUCCUUGUGCCGAGUGGCUGAAGCCAAGGAACCCCCCAGAUUUCAACCUUUCUUCAAAACAUACAGGACAACGAGAAUAAUAGUAUAAAAUAGGGGAAAGGCUUCGCAAAUAUGGCGUCAUCCAGUCUCUUAAACCCGACGGUUUGCGAGGUGAGUUACGACGAUGAGAUCGGGGCCGGAGGACGGGAGGUUGUGGCGGCGUACCAACGACCGCGAACCGGCGGGCUGUCGCCUCCCCGCGCCCGCCCGCAAGUCCUCCGCGACACGCCGUCCCUGUCGUACGGAGACUACGAGGAGUAUCGGGAGUACGUCAAGUGUAUCUACCGGGACAGCAGGCCCGUCUCACAGCUAACGUACGCGUACUCGCCAAGGAACACACCCAGCACGCCGUUCAUAGGAAACCCACAGACUGUCCUCCACCAGCCGGAUGCCAGGGAACUCGGGACAUCCCGCCGAGACCGCGUCCACACGGCCCCCUGUAGUGCCACGCGCAGAGUCCCCACGGCACGUACCAUGCCCGGCGCGGUCCGCAGUAGUCCGGCGGUGUCCAACCGUGUGCCAACCAGUCAUAACAUCAACGCUGAGACCUUCCGUAGACCACAGUGGAUUCCAGCUUUAAACGCAUGGGUGCCUGACACAAAACAGAGAGAAAAGGAGUCUGCUUAUAUCAACUUUGUUGGUGCUGUUAGCCUGCUGGAUAGGGGGAUCUACCAUGAGGAGCCCAACUUAAAUGGACUAGAACCACCACAACCAUGUCCACGGUUUAUGAACCACAUGACCCAGUCUGUGCCCAUCGGACCAGUGAAUGCUGCUAAGUCAGUGAAGAGGAUAACCAGUAACAGGUCUCCCACCAUUCCCAAAACUCCCUUCACUGACCGCAGGAGAGAAGACCUACUGCCAAAGUCACUCACCAGACCUCCUCAAAGAUUUGUACGACAGAGAGUACCACAUUAUGAUGACAGACAGGAAGUUAACGCUGAAGACGUGCUUCUGUCUGUACCUCGCUCCCCGCCGCCCAGUGUACAGGACAGCGAAGCGGCACGGGAUGAUGGGCUGGAGGAAGGACAUGCAAGCUUUAUGAGCCACAGUGACACCCUGCACCGCCGUGAGGAGCUAGCAGACGUGGAGAGCCUGGGACUCACAGCAGGUGACCCCGAGGAUGAUGGGAUAUUCUCCAUGUUUAGCGGUUACCAUGGUGAUAUGGUGAAGCGUGGCAGUUCGGGCGGUGCAGGUGCAGGUGCAGGUGUGAGUUCAGGUGGGAGUGACUCGGGUGGCAGUGAGGAGGAGGAGGGGGAGCUGCAGGUGUCAGCAGGUGCAGAGACAGGUGGUGCAGGUGGCGGGAUGGGGGUGACAUCACUUGGUGGUAGUGUCAAAGGACUUGAAUUGUUACACGCCAUCCUGAAGGACCUCCUGGGCUCCACCCCUGUGGAGGACAUAGACACAGAAGUGCUGAAGACAACCCUGAACAGCCACCUGGAGGACUGUAACACCUGUACUCACCUGGUCAGACAGGUGGUCAGGAGACAGCUGGGGCCUGUACCGGAUAACUACCUGAUGUCUGGACUAAUCAGCAUUCUGCCUCUCCUGUCCGCAGGAGGAAGUGCCAGAUCCCAGCUAUCUCUCCCCUCUGAUCAUGAUGAUUGGAGUCAGGAGGGAGAGAUGUCAGGGAGGGAGAGGAGAGGUAUGGAGGAUGAGGAGACAGAGGAGGGGGUGUCACUGUCAGGUGGUGGUCAUGGUGGGACAGAUGGAAAUAAUGGUGAAGGGGAAACUUGUGGUGAAGGGAUGGUGCAAGGAACAGCAGGGGAAGUACAUGGUCUGAAGGAAGAGGAAACAUUGAAAGACAGUGCAGCCAAGUCUAAGAAAGACAGGAAGGAGAGAAGAAGAUCUUCUACCAUAGCUGAGGCUAAUGAAGAUAAAGCACCAAAGUCUAUAAUGAAGAAGACCAAGACCCAGCCCAGAAGAGUGUCAGCCCCACGUGUUACCAUAGAAACAGACCAGCAGUCCUCCAUGUCUCAGCAGACUGACACAGAGGUGCCCACUGCUGUGGAGGACUAUCCUAUAGAGGAAGAGUUGGAGUCUGUUUCAGAGGUCUCCACCAUUGAAGUACCACAACCCAAGUUUAUACUAGACAGUAAAGGUAAGAAGAAGGGCCGGGACCUGAAGUCAGACCAUGCGUGCAGACAGAAGUCUCCCAAAGUGUCUGCCGUGAUCUCCCUACGAAGCCCGAAGCCGAGAGACACGACGCUCCAAGACGAGCUUCGUCGUCAGCAGCUGGCUGAGGAGAGGAGGGCGAAGGCAGCGCAGAUGUUUGAGAAGCUGAGGAAGAAGCCGACAGACAGAGGGGAUGAGAUGGAGGAGGGGGAGAGGGACAGGGCACUGCAGCAAGACUUUAAAGACUAUGGUUUCCUCUCGAAAUAUUGCAUCUUUAACAAGGACAAACUGAAGAUGUACCGGAAAGCUUUUGAUGCUGUUGAUGAAGACAAAGAUGGGUACCUGUCAGGACAGGAGGCUCUGAUGGCCCUGAAGGGUGUGGUGUACUCAGGGGCACUCAAUGAUGCAGAGGAGUACUAUGUCUACAGGAUACUGGAGCUAGCAGACUACAAAGUUACAGAAGGAGCAGACUUCAAGUUAUUUGCAGUGAUGUCAGCUCUGUCUCAGAGAAUAGCUUCUCUAGACAAUUUUAUGAAAGAUCUGAUCAGAAAGCUAGACUUCAAGUCUCUGGAGUACAAGAUGUUUCGUCUAAAGCAACUGUUCCUGUGUAACGUGGACCCCUCGUCCAAUCGGAUUCCCCUGGAACAUCUCAUGUUGGAGCUGCAGGCAGGGGGGGUCAGCAUGGAGCACCAGAGAGAGGUCCGGGCUGAGCUGGCUCACCUGGAUAACCUUGACCUUCUGGACUUCCUGGCCUACGUGCCGCUCUUCAUCAUGAUCCACCAGUCUGUAGUCAACAACCCUUUUGAUAACCAGUGGAAUAAAUAGUUUCAAUGUCAGUUGAGCAUGUCAGCAGAACGUACUGCACCUACGUAAAAUCUGCAACAGGCAAAAUCUUAAUGUAAAGUUGAGCAAAAACCCAACGAAAAUCGUAAAAAAUAUGGGUUUUAGGCAAGCGCAGUACAUUCUGCUGACAACUUGUCAGUU
Branchiostoma belcheri (Belcher's lancelet) is the source of this 3368-nucleotide messenger RNA. RefSeq lists its product as uncharacterized. Lineage: Eukaryota; Metazoa; Chordata; Leptocardii; Amphioxiformes; Branchiostomatidae. Gene Ontology annotation, molecular function: calcium ion binding. The transcript is spliced from 17 exons. Bases 345 to 3209 code for a protein of 954 amino acids. The record is from RefSeq and is a predicted model, not a curated record.